CUAAAAUACAAGGCAGAUUACGUGAACCAAAGGGGUCACUACGUUGGAGUCAAUAAUAUGAGAGAAGACCCAAAACUGGUGUGGUUUGAGCAUGCUGGCAAGAUCCAGAAUGACCGAUUGUACAAAGAUGCAUACAACAAGACCAAGUCUAAAAUUCACAUACCUCCAGACAUACUAUCAGUCAUUGCAGCCAGAGAUUGCCAGCAUGUGGUCAGUGAAAUUCCAUAUCGUCAUUACCUUCAUGAAUGGACAUGUCAUCCUGAUCAGAAUGACUGCAUCCAAGCAAGGAAAGCUUAUGACCUUCAGAGUGAUAACAUUUAUAAAUCUGAUCUGGAAUGGAUCCGUGGCUGUGGUUGGAUCCCAUUAGAUUCAGUGGAGCACCGGAAAGUGAAGAAGGCUCAGGACUUGAUAAACAAG
Messenger RNA from Pogona vitticeps (central bearded dragon), 417 nucleotides. The record is from RefSeq and is a predicted model, not a curated record. NCBI's taxonomy places the organism in Eukaryota, Metazoa, Chordata, Lepidosauria, Squamata, Agamidae.